AUGGUACGCACUACAGUAUUUGUACGUCGUACGAUCGGAGUACAGCGUGUUGGAUCCUACAGAAUUAUGGACGGUAGGAUACUUCUGUAUAAAAAUGUCGAGGACUUAAUGGCAUAUCAGCUGUAGACGGUUUGCAUCGCCCCUAGCAGCGCCGUACCACCGGUAGGAUUAGCACUAGGUAGGUAGGGCAGGGGCGAAGCACCGCAAGAGAGACGGCAGACGUGGGCUUCACGAGCAGACAAGCAUCGCGGGCGCCAAGGGGACAAGGGAUCACACGUCAGCAAGGCGAGCGAGAGAAGCCAUUGAGGCUGGUCCAAGCGUCGCCGUAGAAUACACCGUGUGGGGGCGGCGGCAUGGCGGCGGGCAGUGCGCCGGUGUUCAACCUGUUCAUCAUCAACAAGUCGGGCGGGCUCAUUUACUACAAGGACUUCGGGUCGCAGAGCAAGCUGGACACGAACGAGUCGCUGCGCCUGGCGUCCACGUGGCACGGGCUGCACGCCAUCGCCAUGCAGCUGUCACCCAUCCCCAACGGUGGUGGCAUUGACAUGUUGGAGGCGGGCACCUUCGACCUACACUGCUUCCAAACGCUCACAGGCACCAAGUUCUUCAUCGCCACAGAGGUGGGGUUCAGCGGCGCCGCCACGCUGCUCGCCAUCAUCUACGACCUCUACACCGACUACGUGCUCAAGAACCCCUUCUACGAGGUGGAGAUGCCCAUCCGCUGCGACCUGUUUGACCUGCAUCUGCCCGCGGCCAUCCGCAAGGACCGCUCGCUGCUGGUGGCUGGGGUCGUCGUGCCGGGGAGGACAUAAUGCUGGGAACACUGGCACAAGGGUCAGAUCAUUUGCAUGAGCGUGCAGAACGGGCCCUACCUAACUAGACCUCAAGAACGCAACAAACACUUCUGCUCUAGAUUCGGGUAGAGCAUACUCCGUACCAUGGAGCACAAUUUGGGAAUAGAGGCAUAUGCGUUGCAAGUACGGUACAUGGCACAUGCGCAAUGAGUGAUUGGUGGUGAGAUGAGAAGAUUGGUGGUACCCACACGUAGGUUUUGUUUCAGUGUGACUAACGGCAUGUGGCAAGCAGAAGUCGAAACGACGGGACUAGACCGGAGGUUACGUAGUAUAAUGAGGUCAAGUGUGUUAUAUUAUAUAGGUUAUAUUGUUAAAAAGGAAAACUAGGCAGUAGGCAGGAACAAGGCCGCCAUGAAUGUGGCGGCGGGGUUUUAGCUAGAAGGGUAGGAAAAGUGUCGAGAGAAAGAGUGUAUGAUUAGGAGAAGAGAGGAGUACAAGGAGGGGUUU
Messenger RNA from Closterium sp. NIES-67, 1301 nucleotides. NCBI's taxonomy places the organism in Eukaryota, Viridiplantae, Streptophyta, Zygnematophyceae, Desmidiales, Closteriaceae. The record is from the annotation of a GenBank genome assembly.